Messenger RNA from Brienomyrus brachyistius, 1279 nucleotides. RefSeq names its product vertebrate ancient long opsin a (gene valopa). The transcript has 5 exons. Lineage: Eukaryota; Metazoa; Chordata; Actinopteri; Osteoglossiformes; Mormyridae. Gene Ontology annotation, biological process: visual perception; G protein-coupled receptor signaling pathway. Gene Ontology annotation, molecular function: G protein-coupled receptor activity. The record is from RefSeq and is a predicted model, not a curated record. Gene Ontology annotation, cellular component: membrane; photoreceptor outer segment. The coding region runs from base 1 to 1161 and encodes 386 amino acids.
AUGGAUACGUUUGGCAUUGCGGUGAACGGUGUUUCGCACACGGAGGAGAGAGUAACGCCGCAUGAUCCCUUUGCUGGUCCGCUUACAUCCGUCGCUCCUUGGAACUUCAAAUUAUUGGCAGCGCUGAUGUUUAUUGUCACCUCGUUAUCUUUGUCUGAAAAUUUCACUGUAAUACUGGUUACCUUUAAGUUCAAACAAUUAAGGCAGCCUCUGAAUUACAUCAUUGUUAAUCUCUCUGUCGCGGAUUUUCUCGUAUCACUUAUCGGUGGGACCUUAAGUUUUCUUACCAACGCGAAUGGCUAUUUCUUCUUGGGAAAGUCUGCUUGCGUUGUCGAAGGAUUCGCGGUCACGUUUUUCGGAAUAGUGGCUUUGUGGUCCCUGGCUGUACUGGCCUUUGAACGGUUCUUUGUAAUCUGCCGUCCACUGGGGAAUGUUCGCCUGAGACGGAGACACGCUGCACUGGGUCUCUUAUUUGUCUGGAUGUUCUCCUUCAUCUGGACCAUUCCCCCUGUACUUGGCUGGAGCAGCUACACUGUUAGCAAAAUUGGUACCACCUGUGAACCCAACUGGUAUUCUGGAGAUUAUUCAGAUCACACCUACAUUAUCGCUUUCUUCACAACAUGCUUCAUCAUGCCUCUUGGCGUGAUCUUUGUCUCCUACGGGAAGCUAAUGAGAAAACUGAGGAAGGUGUCUAAUGCUCACGGCAGACUGGGGAAUGCAAGGAAGCCAGAUCGACAAGUGACACGCAUGGUCGUGGUGAUGAUCGUAGCCUUCAUGGUUGGCUGGACACCUUAUGCCGCCUUCUCGAUCGUGGUUACGGCCUGUCCCACCCUCCAUCUCGACCCCCGUCUUGCUGCAGUCCCUGCAUUCUUUGCCAAAACAGCCGCCGUCUACAACCCAGUCAUCUACAUCUUCAUGAACAAACAGUUCCGGACGUGUCUUAUUCAGCUGUUUAAAUGCAAUGGAAACACCUUGGAGCCGAACCCUAACCAAACCAUGGACAGAGGGGGCGGGACUGGUGAAAACAAUACAGGAGAGAUAUCCGCCAUCGCAGCCCGGAUCCCCACGGCAGAGGAUGCCACGCAGAUGGGCAGCAAGUCCAGCGACUGUGGCUCUUUUGUUCAACUUCCCGUACCUGAGAACAAAGUCUGCCCAAUGUAGUAACCAUACAGGCCACCAUGUUCACCAACCAGCUCUCUCAUCUGUGUGGACAGCACCAUGUCUUCUCCCAGUCAAAGGGUAUCCAAUUAAAAGUUUCAGAAUUUCUGAACAUUCCAGC